CAAGACUCGAAGUCGGCUGGCUUGGGGACAAUGUCCUGGCACUCCCAGCAGCAAGCCUUUGACGCGCCGCAGUCCAUUGCGGGUCUGGUGUCGCCGCAGCAAGUCCAGUCGCCCAUCGUACACACCUCAUCGCCCGACAGAAAGAGGAAGCGCACCUUGACCGCCUCCGACCUCGACCACAUCCGCGACGGCGAUCACAACGGCCUACAGGCUCAUGCCGAUACCAGCAGUGUCGGCGGCGGCGGCGGCGGCGGCGGCGGACGGGGCAGCGUGAGUCUCGCGGGCAGCCCGAGUCAGCAGAAUGGCAGCAAGGCACGCCACCAGCCUGGCGUGAAGAGGGCGUGCAACGACUGCCGUCAGCAGAAGUUACGGUGCAAUGUCGUCGCAGGACCAGGCGAGCAGUACAAACCGUGCGACCGGUGCGUCAAGCAUGGCCUCAGCUGUAGUAUCGACGACGGCUUCAAGCGACUCGGCAAGCGCGCUGCGCACGAAGAGAUGGUCCGAGAGUUGGAGCAAGUCAAACAUCGAUUAGCGCGAUAUGAGUCUCUGGGCAUGUUCCUGCCUGAAGAGACGCCUGGCUCGGCCUACACUGGCAGCUACCAGGCUUCUCCCGCUGGUGGUGCGCCGGCCGCUGUCAUUGGUGGCACUGGAUUUGGCUUGGGAGCAAGUGAAGCAGCCGCCUCUAGGAGUCUACUCGACCUCAGCCAAGGCUAUCGCGAGCUGCCUGCAACAAGCAUGCCCUCUAUCACUCCGGGGACAUCAUUGACCACACUCGGCAGCAACACGCUGACCGAGCAGCAGCUCACAGACCUCUACGGCAUCUACUUUGAAUCAUACCACCCCUUCCUGCCUGUUCUCAACCCAGAUCUGGAUUACAAGACGUACUACGACGAACACCCGCUGCUGCAUUGGACCAUCGUUGCCAUUGCUGCUCGGCGACAGGAGUUCAAGCCCGGCCUGUUCAUGGAACUGCAUCGACCACUGGAAGAACUUCUCUGGACGACUCUGUCGCAAGUCCCGCAGUCCUACCACGUGGUGAAGGCACUGGCACUCUUCUGCACAUGGCCACUGCCAACUUCUUCGACCAGUCAAGAACCGACCAUGAUGCUCUGUGGCAUGAUGUUCCAACUCGCCAUGCAGCAUGGUUUGCAUCGCCCCUCUCACGCCCAAGACUUCAGCCGGUUCAGCGUUGAGCUCCGCGACGAGGACGUCGCAGACAGAUUAGACACAUGGGCAGCCGUCAAUGUGGUAGCGCAGAAUGUGAGCACCGGCAACGGUCAACCACCGCUUGCACGUUGGGCGUGGUUCACAUAUGGUCUGCAUCUGGGCCGUAUGAAGCCUGAGCUACACACGCGUUGCCAGAUUGAGAAGUUCAACGAUACUGUCACGCGCACGCUAUAUACUAUGCAGCGUGAUCAUAUCGUCGAAGUCGAUCAAGCUCAACGUGGGCUCCAAGUCGACAUGUACGCCCGAGAGCUGGGAGAGCUCGAGGUCACAGUCUUAUCCACCACCAAAGCUGGCCAGUCGCGGAAGGCACUCGAAGUCCUUUUCCUGAAAGCCGCCGCACUUCACCUACGUCUUACAGCAUUCUUCGACAAACCGAAUCAGCCCAACUACCACGCUGACCUUAGAAAUGUCUAUAUUGCAGCUUCUGCGCUCCUCGAACAUGUUAGUGAUAUGAAGCCAGCCGAGUUUGCUUUCGUCCCCAGAUACAUCGAGCAAAUGAUGCUCGCCGCAUCUGUGACCCUAUUGAAGAUUCUCAAUUCAUUCUAUGCGAAGCACGUGGACACCGUACACGGGAAGACUCUCUUCACGCGCGCGGUCGCCGCCCUUCGCACCCUGAGUGUGCGCGGAAACGACCUUCCACAACGUCUGGCAGAGGUCAUGGCGCAACUAUGGAUAUCCAGCGGCGGAGGCGAUCAAGAUAUGUUCUCGACCGAUCCUGCAAACGAUAUUGGAGACAAUAGUCUUUCCCUCAAAGUGAGAUGUCGAUCUUCCUUGUCGGUCCUCUACGACGCGAUCUGGCGUUGGCGCGAACGUGCUGGACAAGCUGGUCGCGAUAACCUGGUCAAUGAUAUCCAGCACCCAACCACUCUGAGCGAGACAAGGCGCAACACGCCACAGCCAGGUACCAAUGCUUUGGCUGAUGUUCAUUUGACACAGCCCAUGGCGGGUCUUCCCCAGCUAGCUCAGUCGAAUGACCUCGACGCGCUGAACUGGGAUCAGACAUUUGGCGGUAAUGCCGUUUUUGAUCCUCUCUCUUGGGCUUUGGAUGGUAAUAUCAUGGGUCUGACGAAUCCCCUGUUCAGUCACAACGACGGACUGGGUAUGAAUGGAUAUCAAGGCUAGGUAGUUAGUAACCCGAGUAUCCCAAAAGGACCUCGAAACCGCUCAGAAAUAGACAGGAAUGCGAAAGCAAAAAUGACCUCCGAAGAGAGGUACGAGAUGUAAAACAUCCUUCUUGACUUGCGUGUCAACCAAAAGUCACGCCAGCUUCAUCUCUUUGUG
Molecule: messenger RNA, 2508 nt
Organism: Sphaerulina musiva SO2202
Lineage: Eukaryota; Fungi; Ascomycota; Dothideomycetes; Mycosphaerellales; Mycosphaerellaceae
Exons: 3
Coding region: 31-2349 (772 amino acids)
Biological process (GO): DNA-templated transcription; regulation of DNA-templated transcription
Cellular component (GO): nucleus
Molecular function (GO): zinc ion binding; DNA-binding transcription factor activity, RNA polymerase II-specific; transcription cis-regulatory region binding
Source: RefSeq, a predicted model, not a curated record